This is a messenger RNA of Drosophila hydei, 4028 nucleotides long. Its product is annotated as protein tweety. The record is from RefSeq and is a predicted model, not a curated record. Bases 779 to 3769 code for a protein of 996 amino acids. Lineage: Eukaryota; Metazoa; Arthropoda; Insecta; Diptera; Drosophilidae. The transcript is spliced from 8 exons. Gene Ontology annotation, cellular component: plasma membrane. Gene Ontology annotation, molecular function: volume-sensitive chloride channel activity; intracellularly calcium-gated chloride channel activity.
AUGAUUGAAUUUAUUGAUAGCUUUGUUUUCAAAUUAUCUUAUUAGUUAGCUAGACCAAUGAGUACAAGCAGUGAUUGUCGGUUAUAUUUUGCAUAUUUAUGUGUACACACUGGCAAUGCGUGCUGUUCAGAGGGGGUGGGAAAAUGCGCACGGAGCGCAAGAGCGCCGAAAGGACUUCAGUCUCCUGUUAUCCUCUAACUGCUAAGAGCGUCGCCUAUGGCAUAUCAACAUCGUAUGCGUAUUGUAGAGGGUGUGACCAAGUUGGACGAGAAAAACUUUUCAUACUUUGCUCAGUCUUCGGAAUGUAAAGUUCCUGCAGGACGUAUGCCUCAACGACGUUGCGAUAAAAACUAAAAAAAAAAUAAUAAAAAAAAACUAAAAAGCAAAAAAAUUAAAUAAAAACGAAGGCAACUGAAUCGAAUACAAAUCACAAAUACAACUCGAGUGAAAAUGCUAAAAACUUGUCAAGAAAAGUUCUCCGUUGCCGUCUAAAUAUACGAUUUGUGGUCUUGUGCCUGGCGAAAAUCAAAUUUAAAAUGUGCGACAGUUUGAUGUCAAGAGUUUAAAACUCUGCACCGAGAGCACGAAGCCCAGUGACGAAGUAGAGGACGCGGACGCGGACGAGGACGAGGACGAGGACGAGGUCGACACCUGCAGGAGCUUUCGCACGCCCAUUGCGUCUCCAAACUCCAUACCAUUUCCAAACUCCACAGCUUUACACACCGGGCCAUUUUGGUAAACGCGGUCCGAGCACUCGACGGCCAGUCCCAAGUCCAGGAUGGGCGACUACCAUGAGUUUACGGAUCAGUACAAAGUGCCGGUGAUAGCCAAGCUGCUGCACGCACUGCCCCACUACAACAUCACGUUCCACAAGAUCAACAGCACGUUCCGGCCCAACGAUGAGAUCUACCUGGAGAGCCUGGGAAUAUUGGGAUCGGUGCCGGCGGCACUGUUGAUCGUCUCGCUGCUGGGACUCUUGUUUUAUUUGAUGACGCGCUGCUGUGACCGGAAGCCACGGCCGGCCCACUCGAUAACCAGCCUGAAGGUGGCCCUGUCGAUAGUUACGGUGAUGUGCUGUGCGGCAAUUGGAUUGGGCCUCUAUGGCAACGACGACUUGCACAAUGGACUGCUGGAGGUGCUGACCGCCGGGCGAAAGGUUGACAAUCUGGUGACGACCAUACGGAAUCAGACGCACAUCCUGGAGAACACGCUGACCAAUCGCAUACGGCCGCAGCUGGUGGAGCUGGCGGACAUCUUUGAUCAGCCGGUCUCCAAUCAGACGGCGCUCUCCAAGCUCUUUGUCUCGCUCAAUAUUGUUCAGGGCAAUGUGACGUUGGCCACCAAUGCGGCCAGCGAUAUACGACGUCCGUUGAUGGGCAUCUCGAUGACGCACUUCCUCACCCGUGGCGAUCAAUGGGAGCUGAUCCGCUGGCCCGGAACGGUGGCAACUCUGGCUCUGCUGCUUGUGCUCUGUGCUGUUUUGCUAGUGGGCGUGGCACGGCAUUCGCGCUGCGCCCUAAUACUGUUUAGCGUUUGCGGCCUGCUCGCUGUCACCGGCUCCUGGCUCAUGUCCGGCCUCUAUCUGUCAUCGUCGGUGGCCGUGGGCGACUUGUGCAUCAGCCCAGCCGAUUUUCUGGUCUCCACAGCGCCAAGGGAUCUGCCCACCAACGUCCUGCUGCACUACACCCAGUGCGAGCCGGGGCACACGAACCCGUUCACCCAGCGCCUGCGCGAAUCGCAGAACUCGCUGAACAACGCCCGCAGCGCCAUGGCCACCGUAAUGAAGAUCUCGCUGGUGCUCUUCAAGAGCUCGGGCCUGCAGCCGAAAUUGGGUGCGGUCAAUGCCGAUUUGAACAGCAGCGAACGGCUGCUCACCCAGCUGACCGCCCUGGUCGACUGCAAGGCGGUGCAUCACAAUUUCCUGGCCGCGGCACGUGGCCUCUGCGAGGGCGGCUUGCUGGGCCUGGUGCUGAUGCUGAUUGCCAGCUUCAUAGCUGCCAUACUGCUGACGAUAAUGGUGUGGGUCGAUUCGCACACAUGGAUCUAUAUACGCAAGCGGAACGACUAUGCCCAGGUCGACGAGCCGUCGUAUAUAUCGCACCCGGCGCCACAGAACCAUCAGCAGAUGAUGAAUGCGGCACGCACAUUGCCACGCAACCAUAACGGGCACUUCAGUCCACCGGUGAUCAGCGGCUCGCACACCCUCCAGCAUCCCAAUAAGCGCCAGCAGCACGAGAUGAUGGCCCACGCACACAUCCAGCAGAACAUGCGGGCAAUGGGCACCCACACGCUCGGCAGACUGCCGUCGCACAACCAUAGCCCCACCCACAUGACUGGUCCCAAUAACGCCGCCGCCGUCGCCGCCGCCGCAGCAGCCGCAGCCGCUUCCUCCAUACCGCCAACCACGCAGGCCCAGGUGGCCCAGGCCCACGCUCACGCCCAGGCUCAGCAGCAGCAGCAGCAACAACAAUUGGGGCCACAGCCAAUCUACUGCCAUCAUCCACAUCAGCAUCCGCACGCUCAUCCACACGCACAUCCCCAUUCGCACUCGGCCGCAGUUGCUGCCGCCGUACAGCAUCAGCACGCCAUUUAUCAUCAGCAGCAGGCCCAGGCUCAGGCUCAGGCCCAGGCCCAGGCCCAGCAGUAUGGCACUUAUACGACAGCUGCGGCGGCACAUCAUGCACAGCAGCAUCAUUUGCCGCCGCCGGGCCAGAGCCAGAUCUAUCAGCAGAUUCCGGCUCAUUUGGCCGGUCAGCUGGCGCCCAAUGGCAAUCCGCAUUCGAUUUAUCAGCCGCUGGUGGCGGUUAGCCAGGGCUCCAUUUACGUAUCCAACUUGGCGACGAUGCGACGCCAGAAUAGUCAGGGUGGUCCGCAGAUACCGGCCCAUCAUCACCAGCAGCCCGUGCAGGCGCAGCCACCGCCGAAUCCCCACCAGCAGCAGCAGCAGCAGCCAAAUCCUCAUGCCCACCCACAGCAUGCGCAGCAGCAGCAGCAGCAGCCGCCGCCGCCUUCGCAGCAGCAACAGCAGCAGAUGCUACAGCAUCAGCUGAAGUCGCCGCAGCAACAGCAACAGCAGCUGCAGCAGCAGCAGCAGCAGCAGCAGCAGGUGCCAGAAACGGAGGUGGUGCCAAUCAGCACCGCCAUGGAUUCGGCUAUAUACGAUCGGGACAAGCAAAUCUACAAAUGCUCGACGCUGCGUCAGGGUGGCAAGUUCGAUCCCAAGUACAAGCCAUCGAUACUCAAUUGCCCCUUACCUGAAAUACCCAAGGAUGCGGAACAGCCCAAGGUGGAGUCCAUCUAUCAGCAGCAGCAGCAGCAUCAGCAGCAUCAGACGCAGAACUAUUCCAAGACUUUGCAACGGCCACCGAUGAAGUUGCCGCCCCAGAUGAAGGCUAUACCGCCGCCACGUAUUGGCACGCCCACCUCGCCGCCGCCGCCCACGGCGCAAACGGAUGCUGCGCUGCAGAAUGGCGGCGGCGGCGGCGGCGUCAACAAUGAUGAUGCCGCACUGCCCCCGCCUCCAAUGGAGGCGCAAACGCAUCUCGGCAGCAGCGUGGACAACGCAACGCCCAAGUCACGCAUCCAAGCUGCCAACGGCAAGGCUGGCAACGGACUAGUCCUGCUCAACGGCGCAGGCGGCGGCGGCGGAGCAGCAGCAACAGCUGUCGCCAAUGCGGGCAACUCUGGCGUUCUGGAUGACGACGACGAUCUGCCACCGCCGCCGCCGGCGAUAACCGACGAGAGCAACUAUGCGGUGACCGAGCUGUAAGCGCAGCACUGGACGAACGCCUAUCCACGGAUAAUGGCCAGAUUCGGCAUUUAGUAGCAUAUUUGAGUGUUCCUUGGUUCUUGAUUUGCACUUGGAAUCCUAAUCCUAAACCCAUUUUUUAACGCAUUCCUACAAUUAGGGCUAGCCAAAGAGAAACAAACGAAACUUGAAACUGAAAUGGAAAAAUAACCCACAACUGGACUUUUGUAUAUAUACAAAUACACUUGACACGGAUCCUAACUAUGACACACACACACAU